GAAGGCAUGUGUGAUGUUAAAAAAGUGACUGGUGGAUAAACAACAACCAAACCGCUUUCGCUUUAUUAGUUACCCAUCUGCCAUUGAAUGCUACCAAGUAUUACCUAUUAUUUCAACCUAAAGUUAGUUUGCACAAGUGCUUACAGGGCACUCGGUCGAAGAAAAUUUACGUUUUAUUGCCAUUGUCGUGUUGUGCUAAAACGCUUACUCGGUACCCACGUGCACAUAAAAAGCUAAAAACACAAAAUGUUCAUGGAAACAAAAAUCUCUGUUUUCGUAAGCUUACUCAUUAGCUUACUUAUUAGUGUGUUAAUUCUUAAAGAAGUAGUUUGUGAGUGGUCGCCAGAAACAAUUGACUUACCCCAUUCCCAUCUCACACGAUUCCUUAAUGUGUUAACAGAUGAAGCACAAAAGUGCCACAACAGUAAUAGUUGCAUUUAUAAAAAUGUACUAGACACAGGUUUAUGCUGGGGAUACGAAACAAAUUGUCCCCAGCAUUUAGGCUAUUCAAAUGCACAUUGCCCAGGAGACCAUAAAGGGUGGGUUAGUUCAAAACACCAACAGUUGCAGACAUUUAUCAACCAAGCAGAUUUUGGAUUUGUUAAACAACAAAUCUUAUCGAAAACAACAAUGUGUGAGCCUACAGCUGAUGGGGAAUCUCUUUUGGAGUGUUCCAACUACCUCCAAUUCUGUAGGGGUAAAUACUUGUAUCUCGAUUUUCGGGAUUUGCCCGCAAGGAAAGAAUCAUUUAGGUAUAAGAUGGACGUACUCAAGAAAGGACAGAUUGGAGGAAAAUGCAAGUUGGAUAAAUUUCACCUACACUCUGAAGCCACACAUCAAAGUCCAUUGCAAUCUUGGGCUCCAGAGAUCCAACAUUUUGAAGAACUUUCAGAUAUGGUAAACGAAGAGUCACAAAUCUGUGACGUCUUCAUAGAUAAACCAACUUUCAUUAUGAAAAUUGACGCAGCUGUAAACAUGUAUCAUCACUUUUGUGAUUUCUUCAAUUUGUACACUUCGCUGCACGUGAAUGGAACGAAUAAGCGAAUGUUUUCACGAGAUGUCAACAUUCUUAUAUGGGAAACGUACAGUUAUCACUCAAAUUUCGGUAUUACGUGGUCGGCCUUUACAAAAAAUCCUCUAUGGAAUCUCAGAACAUUUCAAGGAAAACGCGUUUGUUUUCGUGAAGUAAUUUUCCCUCUUUUACCACGGAUGAUCUUUGGACUUUAUUACAACACUCCAGUCGUCUGGGGCUGUCAAGAAUCAGGAUUAUUUCAUGCAUUUUCAAAAUUCAUUCUGCAUCGUUUGAAAAUUCCUCAACGGACCGCCAUUGAUCAGGUUACAAAACCUACAAUCAAAAUCUUACUACUCUCACGAAAUACCCAGUAUAGAAGAAUUCUCAACGAGCAAGCGCUCCUCGAUGCUCUAAGAUCGAGUCCCCGGCAAUACUCCGUUAAAAGAGUUGAAUUUACUCAUGAAACCGAUUUUCGCCAUCAGUUGCGAGUAAUCCAGGAGACAGAUAUCUUUAUUGGAAUGCAUGGGGCUGGCCUCACCCAUUUAUUGUUUCUCCCCGAUUGGGCCGCAGUGUUUGAGUUGUACAACUGCGGAGACGAGCACUGUUACGCUGAUCUCGCUCGUCUUCGUGGUGUUCACUACCAGACAUGGACGGACCCCACAAAACUAAAGCCGCAAGACGAAGGCCAUCAUCCAUCCGACGGUGGACCUCAUGCUAAAUUCACAAAUUAUUCCUUUGAUACGGAAGAAUUUAUUCGCAUAGUGGAUUUAGCCGCAGAUCACGUUGCUAACCAUCCUGCGUAUCGUCAUAUGCUUAGUCAUAUACGCGAAUCAACUACCGACAGAAACAAGGAGGACCCUGAAAAAGCCAGUGCUCAGUUUCAAGAUUUAGGUGCUGCAUAUGAGACAUUAUCAGAUCCUGAAAAGAGGGAACUUUAUGAUCGGUGUGGUGAAGAAUGUGUGUCAAAGGAGGGUGCUGGUGGAGGAGGAAUGGACCCAUUUGCCAGCUUCUUUGGAGAUUUUGGUUUUGGGUUUGGUGGUAAUGGUAACCAAGGGCAAAGGGAAGUAGCCAAAGGAGCAGACAUUGUUAUGGAUCUUUUUGUCACACUUGAAGAACUUUAUUCUGGGAACUUUGUUGAGAUAACACACAACAAACCUGUUCUAAAACCAGCCAAAGGUACACGCAAGUGCAACUGUAGGCAGGAGAUGGUGACACGUCAAUUGGGGCCUGGAAGGUUCCAAAUGACUCAACAAGCUGUCUGUGAUGAGUGCCCCAAUGUGAAGCUUGUCAACGAAGAAAGAGUUCUUGAAGUGGAAAUCGAACAGGGAAUGACGGAUGGCUCAGAGCAGAGAUUCACAGCUGAAGGCGAACCACACACGGACGGAGAACCCGGUGACCUUCGCCUGCGAAUCCAGACCUCUCCACAUUCCGUUUUUGAACGACGUGGCGAUGACCUGUAUACAAACGUAACGAUCUCUUUAGCUGAUGCCCUAGCCGGAUUUGAAUUAGAUAUUGAACACCUUGAUGGCCAUAAAGUACAUAUCGUCCGCGACAAAGUGACCUGGCCUGGAGCACGUAUUCGCAAGAAGGGUGAGGGAAUGCCCAAUUACGAAAACAACAAUCUUUUCGGCAUGCUCUACGUGACAUUUGACGUUCAGUUCCCUAAAGAAGAACUCUCCACAGAAGUUAAAGAAAAGCUUCGACAGCUACUGUCUCAAGAUUCGAUCAACAAAGUGUACAACGGUUUAAGAGGGUUUUAAAGUUCUUCUAUGCUUUUCGUGCAUGUAAAUUUUUAAGAAGUAAUUUUUUUUUUAUUGAAAACAUGGUUAUGUCCUGCGAUCGAGUA
This is a messenger RNA of Daphnia carinata, 2858 nucleotides long. RefSeq names its product EGF domain-specific O-linked N-acetylglucosamine transferase-like. Bases 247 to 2772 code for a protein of 841 amino acids. Gene Ontology annotation, biological process: protein maturation; protein folding. The transcript is spliced from 9 exons. Gene Ontology annotation, cellular component: endoplasmic reticulum. Gene Ontology annotation, molecular function: misfolded protein binding; glycosyltransferase activity. The record is from RefSeq and is a predicted model, not a curated record. Lineage: Eukaryota; Metazoa; Arthropoda; Branchiopoda; Diplostraca; Daphniidae.